Thlaspi arvense is the source of this 375-nucleotide messenger RNA. NCBI's taxonomy places the organism in Eukaryota, Viridiplantae, Streptophyta, Magnoliopsida, Brassicales, Brassicaceae. The record is from the annotation of a GenBank genome assembly.
AUGAACAGCGUCUACGGAACUGAAAAACCUCGAUCUCUUUCGCUCAUAUCUUGCUGGGUUCUCCAGGCAAUCUUGCUAGAUAAAUCAGGGUUCAAAACAGUGAGAGAGCAGAUUGAGAUCAAACCCAGAGGGGGUAAUUGGAAUGAUGCAGAGAAGAAGAUGCGCUUGAGGAUAUUUAGAGACAAUGUGGAGUUCGUUGAGGCCUUUGACAAAGCUGGGACUCGCCCCUACCAACUGGCCAUCAACCAGUUUGCUGAUUGGACAAAUGAGGAGUUUCAAUCCUCCUGUAACAGAUAUAGAAUGCUCUCUCAUGGAAGGACUCUUAAGGUAGCUAUGUUUAGGUAUGAAAUGAGACUGCAGCUCCAGCUAGCGUAG